Molecule: messenger RNA, 879 nt
Organism: Nilaparvata lugens (brown planthopper)
Lineage: Eukaryota; Metazoa; Arthropoda; Insecta; Hemiptera; Delphacidae
Product: protein PELPK1-like
Exons: 1
Coding region: 1-879 (292 amino acids)
Source: RefSeq, a predicted model, not a curated record
AUGCCCAGCCUGGAGACAGGCGGGGGGAACAAGUUAUCGAUUACAACCAUUCCGGUGGAUACAGUAGACGAGGUCCUAGUACUUCCGGUGCAUAUGAUACUCAAGGCCCCAGCAGUUCCGGUGCAUACGUUAGACGAGCCCCCAGCACUUCCGGUGCUUAUGGUACUCAAGGCCCCAGCAAUUCCGGUGCAUAUGCUUACCAAGGCCUUAGCACUUCCGGUGCAUAUGCUGCUCAAGGCCCCAGCAGUUCCGGGGAAUACGUUAGACGAGCCCCCAGCACUUCCGGUGCAUAUGUUACUCAAGGCCCCAGCAGUUCCGGUGCAUAUGCUGCUCAAGUCCCCAGCAGUUCCGGGGAAUACGUUAGACGAGCCCCCAGCACUUCCGGUGCAUAUGUUACUCAAGGCCCCAGCAGUUCCGGUGCAUAUGCUUACCAAGGCCCCAGCACUUCCGGUGCAUAUGCUGCUCAAGUCCCCAGCAGUUCCGGUGCAUAUGCUGCUCCAGGCCCCAGCAGUUCCGGUCCAUAUGCUGAUCCAGGCCCCAGCAGUUCCGGUGCAUAUGCUGCUCAAGUCCCCAGCAGUUCCGGGGAAUACGUUAGACGAGCCCCCAGCACUUCCGCUGCAUAUGCUAUUCAAGGCCCCAGCAGUUCCGGUCCAUAUGCUGAUCCAGGCCCCAGCAGUUCCGGUGCAUAUGCUUACCAAGGCCCCAGCACUUCCGGUGCAUAUGCUACUCAAGGCCCCAGCAGUUCCGGUGCAUAUGCUGCUCAAGGCCCCAGCAGUUCCGGUGGAUACGUUAGACGAGCCCCCAGCACUUCCGGUGCAUAUGCUGCUCAAGGCCUCAGCAGUUCUGAAGGAUAUGGGCCAAUUGCAAGAAAAUUGCUAG